Messenger RNA from Pelobates fuscus (common spadefoot toad), 2680 nucleotides. RefSeq names its product serine/threonine-protein kinase Nek1-like. Gene Ontology annotation, molecular function: protein kinase activity. NCBI's taxonomy places the organism in Eukaryota, Metazoa, Chordata, Amphibia, Anura, Pelobatidae. The record is from RefSeq and is a predicted model, not a curated record. The coding region runs from base 29 to 2128 and encodes 699 amino acids. The transcript has 2 exons.
CUGACACAGACUAGCUCCACAUGUACCAAUGCAGAAAGUGAAUCCUGUAGAAGAAAGGAGGAAAAUGGUUGAGGAUGCAGGUAAGAAAAAGAGACUUGACUUGAGACAACUCGAGAAGGAAAAAAGACAGAUGAGUUUGCUGAAGGCUGAACAAAUGAGAAGAGUGGAAAAGGAGUGGAUGGAUCGGAUAAACCAAGGAAGACAGCAGGGAUGUAGAAACGUUAUUGGCACAGGAGGAAGUUGCGAAAUGAAGAUGCAGAUAGAACACAUUAAAGCAGUAGAAGAAAGAGCGGUCAAGCUGAAAGCCAGUAGUGAGUACUCUGACCAAGCUAGCAGAGCUGCAGUGAAGCCAGAGGCUCCCAAUGGCCCUUCACCUCACGUAGCCUUCCCUUUUGGUGAUGCCAUGAAGAAAGAAAUGAAGAGGUUUGAGGAGGUUUCAAAACAAGCAAUUGCAAACAAGCAUAGACAUGCUGCUGCAGAAAAAGCCAGGCAGGUGGAAAUGUUUCAACAAAGGAGGAGAGAAGUAAUUGAAAGAGAUAAAAUAUUGAAAGCCCAAGUAAAUGCAAGAGCAGCAGUUUUGAAAGAGGAACUUGAACGAAAACGGAGGGAAGCUAAUGAAAGAAGAAUAAGAGCAUGGGAAGAACAACAUCUUGCAGCCCGUUGGUUCAGGAAUCCCAAUUUGCCUUUUAAUGCAGCACAACCUGGUUCUCCCAGACAUGCAAGUGCUUCACCUCAUGGUUUACUGGUCCGUUUACAACAUCCAGCCGAAUCCAAUACACCUGCCAUCUCUAUGAAGUGGCAGGCACAUGUUCCUCCUGUAAUUCCUCUUUCACAGCUCACACUCACAGAUGAUACAGUGAUUGCAUCUCAGAUUCUUAUGGUAGAGGGUGGUGACAUCAAGUUAGACAGUGGAGAGCCGCGGCGGCCUGUGUGGUCCAAUAGUCCUGGCGAAGCUUUCUUAAGAAUCCCUGGUGAAGCUAAACUGCAGAUGCAGACUGAAAGGUUACAACUAACAAAUAAACCACAUCCUGAAAAAGAAGAUGUAGCAGAACAAAAUCAGCAUCUUCGAGACCAUAAAGUAAUUGACGUCUCUCCCGUGGACAGGGAUAAUGUGGGUGUAUCUGAUGAACAAAAAACAGAGCAGCCACGAGGCUCUCCACAACAAGAAAUCAAGCCAACAGUGAUCAUGUCUGUUUCCAAGGCUGCAGAUCUGUCUCACGAGGAUCCCGAAGACAUGGAAACUGAGGAUGUGAAACCUAGUAAGAUUACCGAUGGCAAGCAGCGCCCUGUUCAUGUCACACAUGUUUGGAAUGAACAAAGUGAGGACGUGGCGGCAGCUAUCUGUGACAUUGAGUUGUCUAAAGAAGAAGCUAAAUUAGAUUCUGAGCAUGAUGAAGUUGCAGAAAAUGUAGGAGACUCAACAGCUUUAUUUAAAAAAGUUCCACUUCCACGUUAUACAAUGACAUCAAACUUCUCUGCUCAGUCCUUUAUUGAUGUUCCUGAUGUGGCUGAUGUACAAGGAGGGGACCCUUUAAAAAUAGGGGACAUAGAGGAUGAUCCCACCCAGAAAGCAGAUCACUCUGACUCAGAGGAUACUAUGUUUGGAGAGACAGACAGAGACUUGCACGAGCUGCAGGCAUCAAUGGAGCAACUAUUGAGGGGGGAAACAAUUGAAAUAUACUGUCAUGAUGAAGAGACUGUUAUGACUAUGAAGCCAUUGGAAGAGAACAAGCUGGAAACAACCAAAUUUACCAUCAAUGGUGAAGAGCAGAAGGGAGAAGAAGAAGAAGACGAGGAGGAACAUGAGAAUCUUCCGGGCAGUGAAAGUGAUAUUAACAAAGAGUGGCAUUCUGAUGACAGCAGUGAGGACUUUGCCACUGAAUGCGAUAAUGGCGACAGUGUCUUUGGCCAUCUUGAGGAGCUGCGGCUCAAGUUAGAGCAAGAGAUUGGUUUUGAUAAGUUCAUAGAGGUCUACAAGAAAAUUAAGGCCAAUCAUGAAGAUGAAAGUAUUGAUACAUGUUCUAUAGUUGUACAACAAAUUCUUGGUUUUGAACACCAGCAUUUGUAUCACACAAUUUUCCGUUUGGUAAUAGCAGAUGGAGCCUAUCAAGAAGAUAAUGAUGAAUGAAUAUCUCAGGAUUUUCUUACAAUUUAUGCUACUUUAAACAGUAUGAACAUUACCUUUUUAUUUUUAAUUUCUAUUAGUUUUUUAGAGAGAUUACGUAAUCUAUGCUUCCUGACAUUCAAAGAUUUAUGAUUGUGGUUUGCCAUCUGCAUGAAGAGAGGGAAGCCUCUUCAUGCCUUGGUAAUCUACCUUCCAGAUCUCUAUGCUAUUUGUUUGACUUUUCUGUUAUAUUUGUCAAGCCCAAAGAAGGCUAACGCCAUUAACCUUUUGAUGGUCCAAUGCUACUCUAAGAAAGCUAUUGUCUGGUAUGUAACACAAAUGCAAGCAGAGCAGGUCAACAGAGCUAUCAUAAGAACCAAUUGGUUUUUUUUCUAUGUUUCUUGUCACAUAUUACAUUGGGAUUGGAGAAUUGGUUCACAUAUUUAUCAUUAUGCUUCUGAUCUGUUAAAGGACCACUAUAGUGCCAGGAAAACAUACUCGUUUUCCUGGCCCUAUAGUGCCCUGAGGGUGCCCCCACCCUCAGAGACCCCCUACCGCCGGGCUCUGGGGAGAGGA